CGACACUCUGUUCACCGUGUUCGUCCUACGGGUUCACCGUUGCUACCCUCCUCCACGUCCCCUUUCCAGGUACACUCUUCCUAAUGGUAGUAGCGCUCCGAAUGACACUCUGCAUCGCAGGGUUUGUGCUCGUUACUUCCAUCGUUAGUGCCUCGUCAGCCCUGCUGGGGGCGAUGUGCUUCUCAUCAAAUCAUCGUCCUGCCCUGCGGGGUAUGUUUAUAUUAGCCAUUAUACUUGUGCCGUUGCAUCUCAUGCAACUGGUUACUGGGAUUCUCCUCCUGUUCCAGUACAUCAGUUCUUGUAAUUCAAUCAAUGAAGUGACUGCAAAGAUAUUACGAAGUUGCCACCAUCUAGUCUCUGUUCCGAUUAUCAGCGUGUUUCACUCCCUACGGUUGAUCUGUGAAUGCUUCAGCUGCCGGCGAAUAAUGCGCCCAAUUUUGCUGUUCUGUUGGGUGAUCACAAUUUUUCUCUGUGCAGCUGAGUCCGUUUCCGUUCCGCCCAUCAGAUCACACGGUCUCUUUCGAAAUCGCAUACUGGCGACAGCCAUGUUCGCAAACACCAUCUGCUUGGUCCUGGGUUUCACAACGAGUCUUAUCGGCCUAUGGCAUGUAUCAUUCAAAUGGAGGAAACGUUGUAUUCUUGCUUUUCUCCUCGUUCUCCCAGUACAACUUCCAAGAGGAUUCCUCCUCCUCUUUUGGCCCAAUCCACUUGUCAUGGAUUUGACGUCGGUUUUGUCGGGACCAGCACAUUAUUUAUCGUUUUUGAUAUUGGUUCUCCGGAUCUCAUCGUGGGGAAGUGUCGAUGAGGGCAUAGCCCUUAGUCCAAUAUCACCAGAAAGUGGGGGUGUUGCUAUCAAUAAUGAUUCUCCCGUUCCGGCAAUUGUUGAUGCGUCCAACGAUGGCGAAAUCCUUGUGAUUGGACUUCCACCACGGAGAAUCGGUUCGACUUCCGAACCGACCGGUAACUCAACUAGCAGGCAAGGACACUGGCACGUGUGUAGCCAGUGAUGGCUUGAACCGGCUCCUCGAGCCCCAAUCGGCACAGAGCAGAGCAGCGGACUGGGGAGCCACUCAGCACAGGUUCAAUUCCGUCAAGGGGAUAUAACGCACUGUACUUCCUGCAUAUUUAUACCGUGGAAGGGGCAUUAUCCAUGAAAUAUGCCCCAUAAAUUUCUCACUGCGCCGUUUUCGCGGCAUACAUUUGUUUAUCAAAUCCCAUUUUCUUGUAGUCUCACGCAUGAAACCAAUAUAUAGUCCUCACCCG
Cantharellus anzutake is the source of this 1263-nucleotide messenger RNA. RefSeq lists its product as uncharacterized. The coding region runs from base 84 to 1007 and encodes 307 amino acids. The transcript is spliced from 12 exons. The record is from RefSeq and is a predicted model, not a curated record. NCBI's taxonomy places the organism in Eukaryota, Fungi, Basidiomycota, Agaricomycetes, Cantharellales, Hydnaceae.